This is a messenger RNA of Anisakis simplex (herring worm), 2199 nucleotides long. NCBI's taxonomy places the organism in Eukaryota, Metazoa, Nematoda, Chromadorea, Rhabditida, Anisakidae. The record is from the annotation of a GenBank genome assembly.
AUGCAAAAAAAGUACCACAAAGAACUGAGUGAUUUGCGAAGGUUUACUUCGAAAGUCAAUUCUUUAAGAAGUGUGAUGAUUAUUUGGUUGCUGUUUUCAGGACACAAAAAUCAGCAGCUGAAUGAAGUGUCGCAAUCGUGUGGCUUGUGCUCAGCACGAUUCUACGAUGUGGAUUCGUUUAGCGAACACAAACGGGUGUGUUGUUCACGGAAACAGAAGUCGAUAACGCCACCAUGCUCUGAUACGGAAUCAACUCCGAUUGAUCUGUCGCGGAAGAGCAUUCUGGAUGUGUUAGAGACGAACAAAAAUAUUCUCGAGGACAAAUCGAAUGUUCUAUUCGAUCCUUUGGGCACCCUACAACAACAUCAGCAACAGUUGCUCGAAUUGUACGCCCAACUGGCCGCCUCUCAAAGUGUCAAGACAGAUUCGGACGAUGGAAGUGAGGAUGGACAAAAUCCAUCGUAUCUUCUCUCACCGCCAUCCAGCAACGAUACUGUCGAUAAGAUUCAUCCGUGUGCAGCUGAACGAUGCACUCAGCGGUUUUCGUCACGUGGUGCACUCUUAUGGCAUGUGCUCAGAAGGCAUCCUGAUGAGAAGUUGCUGCAGUGCGAUAACUGCGAUGAACGAUUCACCGACUCUGAUCAGGUGAGCCAAAUAAUGAGUCCGAGUCCGGCACCGAGUUCGUUGUGUGCGUUGACGCCAUCGAACGCCAACGGCGGACUGAUCGGAGGAAAUGCUGCUGCAGCUAGUGGAAACGUUCCGCCACCACUCUCACAAAUGCUUUUCUCACAACUGCUCAAUUCGGUGUCGUCAUCCAAUUCCGGACCGGUCUCGUCUUCGUCCUCUUCAUCGCAAUCUCACGAUCAACAGCGACAACAUCAGCAACACCAGCAACAACAAACGUCUUCCAAAGAGGCUGCACUCGAUCUCACCACUUCACAACUCAACGCCAACUCUACCCCACCGUUCAUGCCUUUUCCACCAUUACCACAACACUUGAUGCGACCACCGAUGAGUUUUGGUUUGUCUGCGAAUCGCGCGGCAAUGUCCGCAUCCGAUUCAGUGGCAUCGUCGUCGAAUCCGAGUGAAUCAACACUGUCAAGCGUUGAUGGUGCUGGUGGUGGUGGUGGUCAAAUGACCACGAACUUAGCUGGUGGUUCAUCGGGUUCAUUGCUGAACAACGAUGAUGACUGGGAGGCACUGAUGGAGAUCAGUACGACCGAUGAGACUGAGAAAAUUCGAGCGUUGGUCGGUGAUAAGGCACUGCCAACAACGGAUCCGAACCAGUGCCUGCUCUGUAGACGUGUACUGUCGUGUAAAAGUGCCCUACAAAUGCACUACAGAACACACACCGGUGAGCGACCGUUCAAGUGUAAGAUUUGUCAACGAGCUUUCACAACAAAGGGUAAUCUCAAGACACAUAUGGGUGUUCAUCGUGCCAAACACACUUUCCGUGGAAUCACCGGUACACCAGCCAUUCAACACCAAUGCCCUAUCUGUCAGAAGAGGUUUUUCAGUGCGCAGCUUUUACAGCAACAUAUCACGCAGCACACAAAUCAAUUGACCAGGAAUGGUAUGAUGCCACCGCCACCGUUCGACAACCCGUUGGGAUCACCGAAUUUCGAGCGUCGUCAUGAAAUCGGAGGACCAACAUCGUCUGGAGCAAUUCCUUCAACUAGGUACCAUUUGAUCUCAUAUCAGUCGUUUAUGCAGCAUAUGAACGGUGCCGCCGGUUUCAUGGGUCGACCACUGGGUAACGGAUUGAUUGGACCGCCAUUCCCGACACCUUUUCCUUUCUUCCCACUGGGAAUACCUCGCCCUCUCGCCACCAACCUACCGCCAUCAUCGUGUACCAGUAAUGGUCUCAGUAACCAUAACGCUAUGAUCAAUUCGCAGUCUCAAUUGUCCCCAAAUCUAUCAUCUCUCUCAUCGUCGACACCAUCUUCAUCGUCGUCAUCAUCACACCUUCAACUGUCUACGUCCGUUUCGAAUCCUUUGAGUAGUUCAAGACCUUUGCCUACUUCACCUGAAGUUUCCGAAGGUACGGGAAAGUCUGUGGGAAUAGUUUCAUCGUCACCGUCAACACCAACACCAUCCGAUCCGUUGCUUACUACCAACAAUGUGCCACUGAAUUUACAAUCAGUGUUGAAUUCAGCGUUGAAUAUUGCUCUGAUGAAGAAGGAGGAGAAUCUGAGCGAU